Messenger RNA from Actinia tenebrosa (Australian red waratah sea anemone), 2038 nucleotides. RefSeq names its product substance-K receptor-like. Gene Ontology annotation, cellular component: plasma membrane. Lineage: Eukaryota; Metazoa; Cnidaria; Anthozoa; Actiniaria; Actiniidae. Gene Ontology annotation, biological process: G protein-coupled receptor signaling pathway. The record is from RefSeq and is a predicted model, not a curated record. Gene Ontology annotation, molecular function: G protein-coupled receptor activity.
UGUAGUACACCUUAUGAUAACACACUGCCAACAGAUGCUGAACCAACGAAUUACGUUCAUGCGACUUUAAAUAGAUUCAUAUAGCAUUCUGUGGAACUACGACUCCACAAGUACCCACGCUAUAGGAGACUGAUUAAUGCCAAGAACCAGACUGCGUCGCACUUUCCAUAAACUGGGACUAAUCAGGUAGCAAGCAGAAUUCUUUGGUGAAGAUUAGAUUACAGAGCUACCAAAAUUCUAAACAAGGGACUUACCAAAGAAGAGAAAUAACACUAGACUAUCAGGGCCUUACUGAAUCUGACUGACAAUGACUGGUAGCAAAAAUGCAAGCAACUACUUCUAUGAGGCCGAUUUUACAAAGGAAAAUGCUAUUUUCUGGAUUAUCCUGUACGCUAUUCUUGGUUUUCUUAUCAUCACUUCGAAUCUUGCCUCUAUAACUACCUUCGUCAUUAACAGACAUCUUCGUCGUCAUAGUGUGUACUGCCUGAUUAACUUAGCAGUGGCCGACAUGACUUACGGGGGCUUUGCAACAGCUUAUCAAAUAUGUUUUAUUGGAUUCUUUUUUUUAGGCUACAACUUAGAUUUAGAUCUUGUAUUUGGAACUAUUUUGGUGGCUGGUACGGCGCAUGUGUUGUUUACUUGUCUUCUCUCUUUGGUUCUUGUUUCUCUUGAACGUGUUUACGCAACGUUCUUUCCUUUCAGGCAUCGAAUAAUACGUCUAAGGACAUACAUUUUUCUCUUUUUCAUAACCUGGAUAUCACCUCUGCCGGUGUACUUUUAUAAAUACGUCCCUCGUGAAGUCAUGACCAAUAUCUGCAUCAUUUUCCUGAUCUCUCUCAUCAUCAUCAUUGUUUCCUACGCGUCAAUCUUCGUCAAGGUAAAACGUCAAGACCAACUUGUGCAUCAGCAUAAUCACCUGCAAGCAGACAUACAUAGAAUACAAAGACGCGAACGAGAAUUGGCCAAGACCUUAUUCAUCGUCACAGUCAUAUCCCUAUUGACAUGGCUGCCAUACAUCAUCAUGUACAUUCUUCCUCAGAGGAUAUACCACGAUCUUCCUUUUAACGUUCGGUUCCUGUUCGCUUGGAUACAGCCAGUCAACUCUUUAGUCAACCCAAUGCUCUAUGUCUUGAGACUGAAGGAUUUUCGCAAAGCUUUUUUCCAAUUGUUGACUAAAUGCUCAAGUGUUCGUGCGGUUGGUUUUCCUGAAGAUGCUCUUCAUCAUGAACCUGCUAUAGCACUCGCCAUUGUGUCUGAAAGAGUAAACAGAUGCUAGCAGCUUGGACAGAUAAAUAUCAUAGGUUUUCUAAGUACCCUCGAUAUUUUUUUCCGGCCCACUUUUUUUGUCUUAUAAGGCCGAAAAUAGUGCUUUUCUAGGGCUGCACUUAUGUUUUGAACGUCAUACUGAGAAACACUUUUCUAUUUAUGAUUUCUUUAUAUUUUGAUUGAGGGUCACGAAUUAUCUUCCGAAAACUGCAAUACAGCGUCAGACAACGAUUCUUUAACUGGAAAUUAAAAGAAUUCUCCAGCCACACUCUCCAAAGAAUAAACAAACAGUUCCCCUUUUGUAGUUAUUAAAAACUGUCUGCUCAGUAAAUAAACACUCUAAGAUUUACAUUGAACUUGAGAAUGAAGUCAUGAGAACAUCAAUAUUAAAUUUCUUCUUUAGCGUCUGUUUUUCUUGUGAAACAGCUUUAUUGUCUCAGCCAUUUCUUUUGUUUUUCUAAUGUCCCAUUUAGUAGGUAUUUUAAAAGCCUUGUUUCCAUAAAUCUUAUAGGAUUUCCAUGUGUUUUGAACAGUUUAUGUGAUGCUAUGCUGUCAUGAGGAUGAUGUAUAAGGACUGUGCGAAUUAAGAAACUAUUUCCUUUCUUCUCAGAGAGCAUCAUCAAAACAUUGGUAUUUUUAGAUUUAUUAGUUCACUUGUUGUCUAGGUUGAUCUUAGUUAAGCUUAUUAUCUGUGCUUAGAUACCAAGCACCCUUUUUUAAAGAAAGGUUAUCUCUUACCAAGAGAGCAUAUUUGCUCUUACUGAAUAGUAAA